Messenger RNA from Ectocarpus siliculosus, 2858 nucleotides. NCBI's taxonomy places the organism in Eukaryota, Phaeophyceae, Ectocarpales, Ectocarpaceae. The record is from the annotation of a GenBank genome assembly.
AUGGAGCUGUGGAGCUUGCUCAACAUGGCGCAGGCGUCGGGCGCUGCCGCUACCGCGGCGGCUUCCGCGAGCGCCGGGGCGACGACCACCGGAGCCUCUUCCCCGGCGGGGGGCGAGGACUCCUCGAUGGCCGUCGACGACGACAACGACGCGGGGGGCGACGACGCAGGCCAGCAGCAGCAGCAGCAGCCGCCGCCGCCACCGCCUCCCCUACCGCAGGGCUCUUCCCUGGACCACAGCGGGAUGAUGCCUUCAGGCGGCGGGGGCGGGGUUUUCAACAACCCCCCUCCCCCGCCCUUUCCGGGCAGGAGCGGCUCGGACCUCGGCCAACCGCCGCCGCCCCCGCCGCCCCCGCCCGGGGACGACUCCGGGCCGCCGCAGCGGUACGACCCGUUCGCCGCCGCUGCUCCGGGUACCGGGGGCGGCAUGCAGGGCCAGCAGCAACGCCAGCAGAUGAUGAUGGGGCCGCGGGGUCACGGGAUGAUGCACAACCACCAUGGCGGCGACCAAGGCUUGCCGCCCGGCGGCGGCGGGGGGGCAAUGAGGGCCGGCGGCGGUGGGAGGGGCAUGGGAGGAGGCGGCGGCGGGAUGGGGCCCCGCGGAAUGCCGCCCGGCGGGAUGAGGCCCGGGAUGGGCAUGGGCGGGGAAGGAGGAGGGAUGGGGGGAGGCCUGCCUCCUCCUCCUCAAGCGGGAGGCAUGUUCUUUACGGGCGGGCCCAACGGCCCUCGAGCGAGACCGAGAGGCCCUCCUCCGGGGGGCAUGGGUCCUGGUAACGGUCCUGGUAACGGUCCCGGGAACGGCUGGGGAUCGCCCCCGCCCCCGCAGCCUAACGGUCAACCCAGGAACAACGACGCGCCGCCACCGCCGUGGGGAAGCCCGGGUGGAAGGGGGGGCGGAGGAGGGGGCAGGGGAGCGGGGGCGGCGUCCCCGGGCGGUAGGCCGGGGGGGGACUCGCAGCAGGCGGCGGCGGCGGGAAGAGGGGGGGGCGGGGCGGGGGGCGAGAAUGCCGACAAGAACGGGAACGCGCGUUCUCCGGCCCCUUCCGGCCGACCGUCUCGGUGGGGCCCGCCAGGGGGUGCUAGCGGCGGCGGCGGCGGCGGCGGCGGGCGCGGCGGGGCGCCCGGAGAGCGAAGAGGCGUUGGGCCGCCGCCACCGCCGCCGCCGCCGCCGCCGCCGGCUGGGCGAGCGGGGGUGGAAAGCGGUGGCGGGCCGGUUCCGCCACCGCCGCCGCCGCCGCCGCCGGGCGGGGAGGGGGAGAAGGAGGACACGCCGCCGCCUGCGGCGGCCCCCACGCUUGCCGAGGGCGGCAGUGUUCUUCUCAAGUCGAAGAUAACGGACGCGAAUUGGUCGGACGGCUCGCUCGACCCCGAGGACAACGAGGACGACGACGCCGACUUUGAUGACGACUUCGGGGGCGGCAAGGACGACGCCGCCGCCGCCGCCGCCGCCGCCGCUGGGAACUCCCCAAAGCGCCAGAAACUAGCUUGAAGUGGGCAUAUGGUCUGCUGCGGGGAACGCUCUCGGAAACGCCAGAAACUAGCUUGAAAGGGGGCUAAGCCUGCUGCUUGCUCUCGAGCUCCAAUGGGCUGGAUGCGGGCAGUUUGGACCGAGCUGCAGCGGCGGCGCAUCGCGGCACCGACGGUCUUGUAGUUGAGAGAAGGAAAGCAGCGGCCUUUUGGGAGGGGGGGGGGAGGGGGGGGGGGGGGACGCAGGCGGGAUGUUGAGGAACUCCUUCGUUGCGAGCGUGGCAGCCCUGAGCUGCUGCGGUGGCAUCGUAUUUUGCGCCAUGAUGACCGAGAUUCAUGUGGUGAUGUUGGUGCGGAGUAUCGACGGGCCGCUGGGCAGCAGGGGAUAGCCCCCCCUUUUUUCCGAGUGAGAUGGCGACGACGAUCGUAACGUUGACAACGCCGGGUGACUGCUGGUUGUCCGGCGAUUGCGUCGUGGGUUUCUGUUGACGAUCGUGCUCUUGAUCGUAUGGCGACCGACAAAACAAAGUGUCCAACAUGUUGUUUUGGUUUGUCUCUACAAGUAGUUUUUUCCCCACCACCGGUGCUGAACCCCUACCUACCGCAAGCAGUUGGUGAGGCCAAAAGAGGUGUUGACUUUGUGUAGUCGACUCCUGGGAAAGAUACAGGCGAUUGGGCUGACAUGAUGUCACGUUCUGGGGUGGGCGGAAAUCCUAUGUAUGACGACACAUGCGAGCUGUGUGGUUGGAAGGCGUAACAGUCCAACAGUCCAAUUGUUUUUGUGUUCUUUCGGUCAGAAAAACGCCGGAGUUAGUUAGAUCAGUCGUGCUUACUGCGUGUUCGAAGGUUGCCCACGGGUGUAAGGGGAUAAAAAUAAACAGUCAUACCGAGUUCUGCCUGGUGUUUUAACAAAGAUGGCCCGCCCGGUGGCUGUGGUGUGUUGUACUUGUAGGUAGUAGUAGGUAAUUUACAUGGCUACACGCUUUGCUGAAGUAGUUGGGCGCGGCGGCUUUCCACCGGGUUUGCUAAAAACCUGCUCGCUCCAGGAUGUUGCUGAGCAAGCUGAGUCUCGUCUUUUGUGUGCACGGGCACGCUCGUCUUUAUGUUCCAUCCGAAAAUUCGCUCUUAUCGUGAGAGACAAUGAGCGAGAUAAAUGAUUUUUGGAGCGGGUCGGUCAUGGGAAGAUUCUUGCUGGAACGAGGGGCGUGCACUCAUUCUUGUUUGUUUCCACCGUUGCAUCGGGUGUUCAUGAGUGCAUAAACAGAAACCACCCCUCGCCCCUGUGGGGUUCUUUUGGCACAGCAUCGAGACGGGGAUUUGCUGUUUGGGGUUGGGGGUCGGAGAAGUUUUGGGGCGUGCGAGUUGGAGUGCUCGUCAAACGAUCGAAACGUG